This is a messenger RNA of Arachis stenosperma, 489 nucleotides long. Its product is annotated as adenine phosphoribosyltransferase 5-like. The coding region runs from base 6 to 473 and encodes 155 amino acids. The transcript has 5 exons. Lineage: Eukaryota; Viridiplantae; Streptophyta; Magnoliopsida; Fabales; Fabaceae. Gene Ontology annotation, cellular component: cytosol. The record is from RefSeq and is a predicted model, not a curated record. Gene Ontology annotation, molecular function: adenine phosphoribosyltransferase activity.
GGAUAAUGUUUCAGGACAUAACGACAUUGUUGUUGGAUCAUAAGGUUUUUAAGGACACAAUUGACAUUUUUGUUGAUCGUUACAAAGACAUGGGAAUUUCCAUUGUUGCCGGAGUGGAAGCUAGGGGAUUCUUUUUUGGUCCCUCAAUAGCAUUAGCCAUUGGUUCAAAGUUUGUUCCUUUGCGCAAACCUCGAAAGCUACCAGGUGAAGUAAUUUCAGAAAAAUAUGAUCUAGAAUAUGGAAGUGAUUGUUUGAAGAUGCAUGUUGGUGCUGUGAAACAUGGUGAGAAAGCCAUUGUUAUUGAUGAUUUGGUGGCUACAGGUGGAACUCUGUCUGCAGCAAUUACUCUCCUAGAACGUGGUGGUGCUGAAGUAGUGGAAUGUGCUUGUAUCAUUGGUCUGUCUCAUUUUAAGGAUGAUUGCAGCGUGAAUGGCAAACCACUUUAUUUCCUUGUGGAACCGCGUCUUCAAUAAGAUUUUUGUUUCCGAG